AUGUGCAUAGCAGUGUUUCUGUGGCAAUCGCAUCCGCUUUACCCUUUUCUUCUCUUUCUGAAUAGAGAUGAAUAUCACGAGAGGGCGACGGAGGCGCUGCGUUGGUGGGAAGACGAUGAGACGGUGGGAGGAAGAGACCUUGUGGGGGGCGGCACGUGGCUGGGGUGCACGAGGCAUGGCCGUAUCGCUUUCCUCACCAAUUUCAGGGAGCAGGAGACCUCCUCCCUCCCGAAUGCUAAAUCCCGUGGACAUCUCCCUCUUCGCUACUUGCAGAGCCUUAAGAGCCCGGCCGAGUUUGCUGAGGAGAUACAAGACGAGCUAUCUCUCUACAAUGGCUUCAACUUGGUAGUUGCUCAUGUCUCUUCCAGAUCCAUGAUCUACAUUACCAACCGGCCACGCCACAGUGACAAGCCCGUCGUCACGCAAGUCUCUCCGGGGAUCCAUGUCCUUUCCAACGCCAGCCUCGACACACCUUGGCCCAAGUGUCUGAGGCUGAGACAAGGUUUCAAACAGCUUCUGGCUGAAAACGAGGUUGGUGAAUUCCCGGUGAAGAUGAUGGUGGAGGAGGUGAUGACCAAUACCGUCAAGGACCAAGAGCCCCAGCUACCUCACGUUUUCCCUCCAGAGUUGGAAUACCAGCUCAGCUCCAUCUUCGUCGACACUCAGAGACCAACUGGGCGUUAUGGGACCAGAAGCAUCUCAGCGCUCAGCAUCAAGUCCCAUGGUGAGGUUUGCCUCUACGAGAGGCAUCUUGAAGAUGGUGAUUCCUGGAAGGAACACACCCAACACUUCGCAUUACAAAACCAAGGCAUCAUCAUUUGA
Microthlaspi erraticum is the source of this 822-nucleotide messenger RNA. The record is from the annotation of a GenBank genome assembly. Lineage: Eukaryota; Viridiplantae; Streptophyta; Magnoliopsida; Brassicales; Brassicaceae.